GGCCUUUCAGCCAGUUGGGCCCACCAAAACGCGAGAAGGGCGGGACAGGGCCAGCACGCACCAUAGAACGGUUUCCGGCCUCGCGCGCCCCCAUUUUUUCCUCCUUCCUUUACCCCCCCCGCCUUUUCGUCGGCUCGCCUGAGGGAUCCGGCCCUCCGCGCCAGGCGAGGAGCCAUGCAGGGCAACAAGGGCUUCGCCAUGGAGAAGCAGAAUCACACCCCGCGGAAGCCGCCGCCGCCGCCGUCGCACCACCAGCCGCAGGCCGCCCCCGCCAACGGGCAGCAGGUCAACAGCCAGAAUGAAGGCCUGACGAUUGACUUGAAGAAUUUCCGAAAACCUGGAGAAAAGACCUUCACCCAAAGGAGUCGCCUCUUUGUGGGAAACCUACCACCUGACAUCACUGAGGAGGAGAUGAGAAAGAUGUUUGAAAAAUAUGGAAAAGCUGGUGAAGUCUUCAUUCACAAGGACAAAGGCUUUGGCUUCAUCAGGCUGGAAACUCGGACCCUGGCUGAGAUUGCAAAGGUGGAGCUGGACAACAUGCCUCUGCGUGGGAAGCAGCUGCGUGUGCGCUUCGCUUGCCAUAGCGCAUCAUUGACCGUCAGGAACCUGCCGCAGUUUGUGUCUAAUGAGCUCCUGGAAGAGGCUUUUUCCAUGUUUGGCCAAGUUGAGAGGGCUGUGGUCAUUGUGGACGACAGAGGCCGGCCUUCUGGAAAAGGCAUUGUAGAGUUCUCGGGAAAACCAGCUGCCAGAAAAGCCCUGGACAGAUGCAGCGAGGGAUCCUUCUUGCUGACUACGUUCCCUCGGCCUGUGACGGUGGAGCCCAUGGACCAGUAUGAUGAUGAGGAAGGACUGCCAGAAAAGCUGGUCAUCAAAAACCAGCAAUAUCACAAGGAGCGCGAGCAACCUCCCCGCUUUGCACAGCCAGGCUCCUUUGAGUAUGAGUACGCCAUGCGCUGGAAGGCCUUAAUCGAAAUGGAGAAGCAGCAGCAAGAGCAAGUGGACCGCAACAUUAAAGAGGCCCGGGAGAAGCUGGAGAUGGAGAUGGAGGCGGCUCGUCAUGAGCACCAGGUCAUGCUCAUGCGUCAAGAUUUGAUGAGGCGCCAGGAGGAGCUCAGGCGCAUGGAAGAGCUGCACAAUCAGGAGGUGCAGAAGCGCAAACAGCUGGAACUCAGGCAAGAAGAGGAGCGCCGGCGCCGGGAGGAGGAGAUGAGGCGCCAGCAGGAGGAGAUGAUGAGGCGGCAGCAGCAGCAGGAGGGCUUCAAGGGCGCCUUCCCUGACACGAGAGAGCCUCCCGACAUGCGCAUGGGGCAGAUGGGGAUGGGAGGUGCAAUAGGAAUGAACAACAGGGGGGCCAUGGGGGGCACCAGUGUCCCUGCAGGACCCCCACCUGCGACUGGCCCUGGACCAAUGAUCCCUGAUGGAGCCAUGGGAAUGACCCCUCCACCACCAGCUGAUCGCUUCGGACAGAGCGGGGCCAUGGAAGGCCUGGGCACCAUGGCAGGAAGCACACCGGGAUUCAACCGGGGAGCUCCCGGUGGAGAUUUUGGGCCCAACAAGCGUCGCCGGUACUAACAGGAAAGGGUCCAGUGCUUGGCUCUCCUCUCAAGAAGACCCCUAGCUCCUUCUUGAGGCCAGGAGUUUGGCCAAGGCAAGAGGCAUGUGAUCAUAUUUCUAAAUGGUGCAGCUGACACCAGGAGGGUUGCAUUCCUGCAAGCACGCAAUGUGAACAUGGAUCCCAGGAGGCUUCAGUAGCUGUGUAGUGUAUGGGCCAAGCUAGGACCCCUGGCCCUUUUUCUUCCCUCCCCCAAGCCCCUGGCCAUAGGCUGUCCUUGGACGCCACCAGCUCUCCCCCAGGCCUCGGAGAGCCCUUCUGAGCAUUGGGGCAAGGCCCGUGGUUCUGUACGUGGCUACAGCCACAAAUGGCAGAUCAUGUAAGGGGAGGGGGGAAUAGUUUUUUAAACUUGUAGCUUUUUAUUUUUUCCUCUGGACCAUUUUUUUCUUUCCUGUAGUUCUCUGGGGCAGCCAAGAGGGCUCGAUAGUGGUGGUGGUUCUGGGAUGAAUUAUUCAGUGUUGUACCAUUCUUUCUUUUUUAUUGGUAGAAAAGUACAAUCUAUUGGACAUAGUAAAACACAAAAGUUUCCUGUUUAAAAAAAAAACUCAGCUGAAGCAAUUGUUUGUAUAACCCUAACUUUACCUGUCUUGUGUAGAAGUAAAUGUGUGAAUCUGAGCUGUAAUCGUCGACUAACAGGUUGAGUUUGUCUCAAGAUUGUUACAGGAAUGCAUUAUUAAAAGGGAUUUUAAGACUUUUUCA
Crotalus tigris (Tiger rattlesnake) is the source of this 2311-nucleotide messenger RNA. RefSeq names its product non-POU domain containing octamer binding (gene NONO). The transcript is spliced from 11 exons. Gene Ontology annotation, molecular function: RNA binding. The record is from RefSeq and is a predicted model, not a curated record. Gene Ontology annotation, biological process: regulation of DNA-templated transcription. Lineage: Eukaryota; Metazoa; Chordata; Lepidosauria; Squamata; Viperidae. Gene Ontology annotation, cellular component: nucleus. The coding region runs from base 175 to 1572 and encodes 465 amino acids.